Molecule: messenger RNA, 1197 nt
Organism: Quercus lobata
Lineage: Eukaryota; Viridiplantae; Streptophyta; Magnoliopsida; Fagales; Fagaceae
Exons: 2
Coding region: 1-1197 (398 amino acids)
Source: RefSeq, a predicted model, not a curated record
AUGGAUAAAAGUUGGAUGAAGAAGAAGAGGGGUUAUAGGGAAUACGUUGAAGGUGUACUUAGCUUCGUGAAAUUUGCAUCUUUACAUGCACGUGGUGGGAAGAUCUUAUGUCCUUGUACCAAAUGUAUGAACUUGAAUUUAGUAUCGCCUAGGGUGGCACAGGCUCAUCUGUGGACUAACGGGAUGCUUGGAAGUUACACACAUUGGAAAUUUCAUGGGGAAUCGGCAGCUGCGCCAACGGCCCCCGAAUGUGGGAGUAGUCAUGUGCAAGACUCCCAUGAACAAUACGGUGACUUUUGUGGGAUGUUGUAUGAUUUGUGCCCCACGCAUGAAAUGGCAACUGAACCAAUGGGACAAGGUGAAACUGCGCAACAACCGGCUGAAGCCAUCGUUGUGUUGUUCCAAUUGAAGACUCUUUGUGGUUGGAUGAACAAGUCAUUUACUAUGUUGCUUCAAGUCCUGAUGGAUAUGCUUCCUUCAGAUGCUAAGUUGCCAAAGGACCAUUAUGAGGCUAAGAAGAUAGUCCGAGAUUUGGGUUUGGGUUAUGAGAAGAUCCAUGCUUGUUCGGAUGAUUGUAUGCUAUUUUGGAAGGAGAAUGUUAAGCUCGAGGCGUGUCCUUGUUGUAAAAAAAGUAGGUGGAAAACAAAUGAGGCAUCCGUUACAGGUAAUAAUGCCUCAUCCAGUAAAGGAAAGAAGAAAGCUGCAAAGAUCCUAAGAUGGUUCCCCUUAAAGCCAAGAUUGCAGCGACUGUUUUUGUCACCCGACCUGGCUAGUUCUAUGAAAUGGCAUGUUAAUGGUCGUACAGAUAACAGGGCCAUGCGGCAUCCUAUUGACUUGGAUGCACGGAAAAUGUUUGACACCACGCAUUUACAGUUCUCGUAUGAGCCUCGUAAUGUCAGGCUUGGAUUAGCUGCAGAUUGGUUCAACCCCUUUGGAAUUAUGAGUUCUACUCACAGCACUUGGCCUGUCAUGCUAGUCCCUUACAAUCUCCCGCCUUGGCUGUGCAUGAAACGAUCAUCCUUGAUUGUAGCACUACUUAUUCCUGGUCCUACAUCGCCAGGGAUUGCGAUAGAUGUGUACUUGCAACCUUUUGUAGAAGAACUGAGGGAAUUAUGGGAUGUUGGAGUAGAAGCAUUUGAUGCAUCUUCAAAAAAAUGUACUCCAAUUGUGUGCGGCAUUGAUGUGGACCAUACAUGA